Eublepharis macularius is the source of this 4449-nucleotide messenger RNA. It is a transcript of the gene SLC38A1, whose product is annotated as solute carrier family 38 member 1. Bases 388 to 1842 code for a protein of 484 amino acids. The transcript is spliced from 16 exons. Gene Ontology annotation, molecular function: L-glutamine transmembrane transporter activity. NCBI's taxonomy places the organism in Eukaryota, Metazoa, Chordata, Lepidosauria, Squamata, Eublepharidae. The record is from RefSeq and is a predicted model, not a curated record. Gene Ontology annotation, biological process: amino acid transmembrane transport; L-glutamine transport.
AGGUCGUCCUCGCACAACGUCUCAUUCAUUCAGACUCUUCGCAUCACGCCGAGUCGAAAAUACAUUUUUUGUUUGCCUGCCCGCUUGCUUUAUUUGGGGGGAAAAUGUUUUAAAAUACAGAUCUUCGUCCGCUGUGAAGCUGACGAGGGGGCUCCUGCCAGCUGCCGGAUCCGCCUGGAAGAGACACCCAGCUCCUGUAACAAAGGACGCAGGCAACAAAAAGCUGAAGGCGGGGCAGCGAAGGCACCUUGGCUCGGGAUCCUUGCCGGAGAAAGGGAAAGACAGGGAGGCGAGGCCGCUCUUGGAUUAACAGAUUAUCCCUCACUUUGCGGCUGUUGGGAGAUCCUCAAGCACCAAGUAAACUUCAAACAAGUUUCUUAAAUCAAGAUGCCAUUCAAAGCAGGACUAGAACUAACUGAGCUGCAGAACAUGACAGUCCCAGAGGAUGACAACAUCAGCAACGAUUCCAAUGAUUUCACAGAAGUAGAAAAUGGCCAGAUGAAUAGCAAGUUCAUUUCAGAUCGUGAAAGCAGAAGAAGCUUAACCAACAGCCACCUGGAGAAAAAGAAAUGUGAUGAAUAUAUUCCAGGUACAACUUCGUUGGGAAUGUCUGUCUUCAAUCUCAGCAAUGCCAUCAUGGGCAGUGGGAUAUUAGGUCUUGCCUUUGCCUUGGCCAACACAGGAAUUGUGCUCUUUUUGUUGCUUUUGAUUUCAGUGACGCUGCUGUCUAUUUAUUCAAUAAAUCUUCUGUUAAUAUGUGCAAAGGAAACAGGCUGCAUGGUUUACGAGAAGCUUGGUGAGCAAAUCUUUGGCACUCCUGGAAAAGUGAUUGUUUUUGGAUCAACCUCUCUUCAGAACACUGGAGCAAUGCUCAGCUAUCUCUUCAUAGUGAAAAAUGAACUACCUUCUGCCAUAAAGUUCCUUAUGGGGGAAGAAGAAAAAUUUUCAGCCUGGUACGUUGAUGGGAGAAUUCUUGUCGUAACAGUGACGUUCUGUAUCAUUCUUCCCUUAUGUCUUCUUAAGAAUUUAGGGUAUCUUGGCUACACUAGUGGUUUUUCAUUGACCUGCAUGGUAUUUUUUCUCAUAGUGGUUAUCUACAAGAAAUUUCAACUCCCCUGUCCCUCACAGGGAACAAAUGCAACUGCCUUUUCAAACUCUAGCUCUCUCUAUGAGGAGAUGUGCCAACCAAAGUAUGUUACCAUUAAUUCCAAGACUGUGUACGCUUUGCCCACCAUUGCAUUUGCGUUUGUGUGCCACCCUUCGGUGCUUCCAAUCUACUGCGAACUUAAAGAUCGUUCACAGAAAAGAAUGCAGAUGGUUUCAAAUAUCUCCUUUUUUGCUAUGUUCGUCAUGUAUUUCUUGACAGCCAUUUUUGGCUAUUUGACAUUUUAUGAAAAUGUGCAGUCGGAUCUGCUCCACAAGUACCAGAGCAAAGAUGACAUCCUCGUCCUGACAGUCCGCGUGGCUGUCAUCGUUGCAGUCAUCCUCACAGUCCCAGUAUUGUUUUUCACUGUUCGCUCCUCUUUAUUUGAGCUAGCUAGAAAAACCAAAUUUCACUUAUGCCGUCACAUUGUGGUCACUUUGGUCCUCCUGGUGAUCAUCAACCUGUUAGUUAUUUUCAUACCCUCCAUGAAGGAUAUUUUUGGAGUUGUAGGGGUAACUUCUGCCAAUAUGCUGAUUUUUAUUCUUCCAUCAUCACUGUAUUUAAAAAUCACACACCAGGACGGAUCAAAACUGACUCAGAGGAUUUGGGCGUCUCUCUUUUUGGCACUGGGAAUCUUGUUUUCAUUGGUGAGCAUCCCUCUAGUCAUCUACGACUGGGUGCACUCGGAAGGCCACUGAGGUCAGUGGGACAUUGAGAAGAACCCAUCUCCGUUUUGCUACUCACCAAAAUCACCAUUUGGUCAGCGUGUCCCAUUCUUCAUGAGUUUCACACAUUUAAUCCAAGUAACAAAAUACCCAUUGGAUGUAUUUUGCUGCGGAAGACAGUGAUUUUACUUUUUAAAAAAGUGUUAUUUUCCACAUCCCUACAAGCUAUUACAUCAGUAUUAAGUUUAUGAUGAUGGUCUGAAUUGACCACUGGCUGUAGAUAUUCUGUAUGUGGUAACUGACACUAAAAUAACUGAAGGAUAGUCUGUUCUUGGGUAAGAUACUUGCAAGUUAAUAUACCAAUUGCUCUUUAGUAUUUACUCAAAAAGAAGGUAACCCCAAAUGUAAGAUGACUCCCCUUAAAAAUAUUACUUUUUUUUUUACUGGGCAUAACUGUAGCUUGUAUAUGAAUGUAAAGCAACCCUCUCUCUUUUUAAGGGCAUACCUGGAAAGAAGCCUUGCAUUGGAGUAAAUACCGUAAGACGGGUUAACCAACCUUGAUCAUACUUAUCUCUCCUUCUCAAGAGAUAAUUUUGCAUCUACUUGGCUGUGCUGAUGUGUCAGUGUGACUAACACACAGCCUAGGCCUGACUCACAGAAUACAAUCCCAAGCAGAGUUCCAGCCUUCUAAGCCAACUGACUUCAGUGGACUUAGAAGGGUCUAACUUCACUGCAGAUCUGUGAGUUCUUUGGAAUCGGUAAACAAAACUCAUACAAGAUUCAGCCUCAGUAGCUGUCUACAUCAGAAUUUGUAUUUAUUUAUUUCAUUUGGUCCCCUUGUUUCUCCCCAGCGGGGGCCCAAGGUGGUUUACAUAAUUUCCCUCUCCCCUAUUUUCUCUUCAUGACAACCCUGUGAGGUAGGUUAGGCUGGCCUUGUAUGACUGGCCCAAGGUCACCCAGCAAGCUUUCAUGGCAGACUGGGGAUUUGAACUUGGUUCUCCCAGUUCCUACACUUUUACACACUGGCUGCAAUUCUCUUUGUAAAUUCAAUGUUAUGUUGUCAUAACUCCUGGCAGUUUCAUACAUAUACUUUUAAAAUUAGAUUGACCCUGAGGAAUUGAAAGGAAGUGAAAGGGUAGAUUCCUUGCAAUUACGCAAUUGUGAUCCCCCAACCUGUAGCUGCAGAGUUGAUGACAGCAUUGGAAGGCCUCAGCCUGCUAAGCAGUUGGAAGAACAUACUAGGAAAGAUGAUUGCCUAGACAUUAGUCACCACAGUGAAAAAGCAGAAUGCCAUCCCCAUCACAAAUGAUUACAGAACUGUACAAGCACAGAAGAAAUGUGGUACUUGUCUCAGCCAGAAAAGAAGACCAGGGUAGUUCUGAAGAUACUUUCUGCUUGUUUCACACCUCCCCCCCUCCCAGAGCUGUGCAGAAACUCUUGAAAAUCAGCCUCAGGCCUGUCUGAAAAGCGGAGCCUGCCUGUUUCCUCAGGAAGGUGCAGUUUGUUAGGUCAGUCUUAGAAGAUACGAAGCAACCUUGCAGAAGUAACAAAGAGAGGUAUCAUAGAUACCAUUCCCUUGAUGCCAUUUCCAAAACAUAUAAGCAUUUUUAUGCUGAAAUUAUUGUCCAUUUGUGUUUGUGACGUUUGUGUAAACCAUGUAACCCUGCUGUUGUGAAAUAUAGUGCACAAGCUUCAUAGAGUUUUAAAAUUCACUAGUCUAUGCCUCAUUUUGUGCCUGAGAGUAGGGGCAAGGAGAAAGAAACCUUGCAAGACAAGAGAACAUAGAACUCUCAGGAAGGGAGAAGGGCUACAGUGGAGGAAAACAACUAAGUUUCAUGAUGGGUUAUAGCUCUGAACUAAGACCUAAACAAGGAGUCACUUACCAGAUGGUGAUUUAGCACAGUUUGCCUAUCACUGCAUGGUAAGCAUGUUGUCUGUGUCAUCUUGGUAGGGAGAAUAGUGCCAUCCAUCAAAUACAGACAUGGAUUAGGAUGUGUGCUAACUUCCCCCCUCUGUCAGCUUCCAUUUUGAUGCUAGACCCAUUGGAACCUAGAUGACUACAUGAGAUUGUCCUUGAAGAAAGUCCAGAAACAUCAAGUGGUACAGGAUAUCAUUAUCCAGAUAUUGAUUGGAUAAUGUGAAUGUAAAUACCAAUAUAUCUAAAUUUUAUGUCCUAAUAACCACAGGAAGUGUCUUCUUCCCACCUCCCUCAGGAACUGAGGUCUACAGAUAAAGACCUGUUCUAGGCUCUGUCCAUUCUGGAUCCUAAGCUAUCUUCUGUAGAGGACCUCAGGAUGAAAUUCACUGAUAACAUUAUCUGUACAUUCUGUCAUUUUCAGCGGCUGGUGGAGAUGUUUUUACUUCACCAAACCUGGGGAUGGGGUCUUGGGUAGACAUUUUAAAGGCGAGCCUUGUGCUGCCACUUUUGUUUAAGCUUAAUUCUACAGAAAGAUUGCUAUGGGUUUUUUAUUUGUGGAUAACAGUUUUAAAUGCCUUGAAAAAAUUUUCAAAGCUAAAAAUGAUAUACAUAAAUAUAAUAAUUAAAUGGGGAGAGAAUUUAGAAUGGGACCAUUUUCAUUGGCCAGGAAGCAAGUAGCUCCAACACAAGAGUCCAGGCUGAGUUAUAAGAGUAUCUCAAUA